UGUGUGUUGUGUGGUGUGGCUUGCUCGCGGCCAUGGCGGUUGCCGGCUCGCUGCUGUGCACGCGAUUGCUGCUGGUGAGGCGGAGGCGGAUGUGCGCCAUGGCAAGCGAUGCGAGCGAGGCGAUUGAAAGGGCCCCGGUGGACAAGAGCCUGGCAGCGCCGCCGCCCAGGACGAAAGAUCCCCUGCUCACCAUGACCAACUUCAAGAAGGUGCUGGCCAGCAAAGGGCCGAUUACAGACGUGGACCACUAUGCACGCCUCCAAGUCCCGUGGCAAGCACCCACGUCUCAGAUUGCUGCUGCUUUCAAGGAGCGAGUGGACGAAGUGAUGGCUCUCAAGGAAGACGGCUGGAGCGACGAUGCAAUUCGCGAUCAGCUGCAACAGCUCCAGCAAUCCUUUGACGUAUUAACCUCGGAGCGGCAGCGGAGGCUGUAUGACUGGAGCAUUCUCCAGGAGAAGAACAAGAACAAACGCUACGUCUGGCCUUACGAGGCGGACAUCACCCAGAAGUACAGCCUCCCGGAUCCACCUGUGGACGAGGAGGACAUGGAUGCAAUCAGAAAGGUGGGCUACUUCUUCCUGGGAUGGUUCGUCCUUUCCAUCUUCCUCGGUGUCUUUCUCCACUAGCUACGAAUCGUGUAAUCUUGUGUAUUUAUCUAUCUCGCCCCGACAUGGAACUGGUAA
Messenger RNA from Selaginella moellendorffii, 683 nucleotides. Its product is annotated as NAD(P)H-quinone oxidoreductase subunit U, chloroplastic-like. NCBI's taxonomy places the organism in Eukaryota, Viridiplantae, Streptophyta, Lycopodiopsida, Selaginellales, Selaginellaceae. The record is from RefSeq and is a predicted model, not a curated record. The coding region runs from base 33 to 626 and encodes 197 amino acids. The transcript has 5 exons. Gene Ontology annotation, cellular component: NAD(P)H dehydrogenase complex (plastoquinone); chloroplast thylakoid membrane; chloroplast.